Entrophospora sp. SA101 is the source of this 435-nucleotide messenger RNA. The record is from the annotation of a GenBank genome assembly. Lineage: Eukaryota; Fungi; Glomeromycota; Glomeromycetes; Entrophosporales; Entrophosporaceae.
AUGCCACAAGAACAAUCACCAACUGUGAUAGUUAUGAACCCUACCACCCAAAUCCUGCAUUUUGAUGAUUUCUCAUGGGGUGAAACUAGAUUUGUGAGGACUCCAUUUCCAAGGCCUAAUGAAUCCAUAACUUAUCUACAAAAUCAUAUAAAAAUGAAUGUAAAUGAUCAAGGAAUGAUAAUAAAAGACAACCAUGCAUCAGUAGAUAUUUCUAGCAUAAUCCGCAAUUGGCUCGCAACAGCAUUAUCAUCAACAAAAGAAGAGUUCGUAAAAGCUAUCAUGGCCCCUUUAAGCUCAGAAGCAAAUCCAAAAGAUCAUGAUUUCGUCAAAUUUGCGAUAUCGGGUGGACCUGAAAACACAGAUUCAAAACGCGUGAAAGAAGAUUCAGAAAAGCUUCUAAAAGAAGCUGUAUUCGGUCUUGUUUCUCUAUUAUAA